AUGGGAGAAGGUGGAUUUACAGAGAUUGGAGUCCCGUUUCCAGCACCAGAAAACGGAUGCAAAGUAGUCUUCACCACUCGUCGCCAAGACGUAUGUAAGCGCAUGGGUGUUGAAGACCCGAUGGAAGUCAAAUGCUUGGCGGAAAAGGAAGCAUUUGAUUUGUUCCAAAAGAAGGUUGGAGAAAGAACAUUAGGAAGCGAUCAGGAGAUCCCUGAACUUGCAAAAGACAUUGCUAGAAAAUGUGGUGGCCUUCCAUUGGCGCUCAAUGUCAUAGGAGAGACCAUGUCAUGCAAGAAGACGGUGGAAGAAUGGCGUCACGCGAAAGAUGUUUUGGCUUCGUACGCUAUAGAGUUUUUCUGGCAUGGAAGAUAA
Molecule: messenger RNA, 372 nt
Organism: Microthlaspi erraticum
Lineage: Eukaryota; Viridiplantae; Streptophyta; Magnoliopsida; Brassicales; Brassicaceae
Source: the annotation of a GenBank genome assembly